Molecule: messenger RNA, 2359 nt
Organism: Orbicella faveolata
Lineage: Eukaryota; Metazoa; Cnidaria; Anthozoa; Scleractinia; Merulinidae
Source: RefSeq, a predicted model, not a curated record
CAAAUUUAACUGGCAAAUAUACGGGAAAGUGAGUGACGCAACUCUAGCAAAUCGUCUAAAACCAUGAGUAGCAAGUACACCCGUACUAAGAGCUUUUUCCGCUUUCUGCCCGCGCGCGCAGACAGUGUUCUUCGUCGAUUGUUUUGCUCUCGCUCCAAUGCGCGCGACAAGAAUGUGGAAGGAGCUCUCCGUACAGGAAUGCAUACUGCGCAGGCUAGGGACUCUAUAAAACCAUUUUGCCCUGAGAGAGAGCCUGUGUUACAGUAGUCUCUUUCGCAGCCACUCGGACGAUCGAAUUCGUGGGAUGUUCUCUUCCUUUGCCGACCGCACAAACAAAUCGUACUCCAUUGCUUUACUUCUAUUUUCUUCUCAUUUCUUCUUAAUUACCCAGAAAACAAGCUAACAUUACGAGCAUGCGUAGACAAUUGUUCCUCCGAGAGCAUAGCUUUCCGUGACAGAGAGAACCAGAGCCGAUUAUAUACUACUCAGGUGCUCUCUCCGAUUGUGUUUUCUUUCGAGAAGGGCGGCUGUAAUACAGGCUGCCUUGAAUUUGAACUCACUUAAGAGACGAAAACAUAAAACUGCUAGUGAAAGGAGGAGAUUACUGAGGUUGUUUCAUAAUGGUUCCUGUCUGGUUCAAGGCCAUGAUAUCCGCCGACCGUUCUAAACAGCUGACCAAAACUGAACGUUUCACCCAAUGGACGUCCUUGGCGUACGUUCUCGUGGGUAUAUCCAUGCUACUUACACCCUCCCUGUGGGGAAUACUGUGGAAAGUCGAGCUCGUUGGUCGUACUGUUGGCUAUAUACAAGUUGGAGGGCUUGCUCUUGCUGUUGAAGGGUACUUGCUAGUCAUGGCAUCGAGAUCAAAACACAAUGUGCCAGGCCAUGGGCACAUAAACAUAACCGUGCUUACAAGACUGGUUCUCGUCAACAUGUCCCUGCUAAAAAAGUUUCAGGAAGGCGUGGCUCCAGUACAAUUUCUUACAUUUUUUGCAGUGCUGGACAAUUCCUUAGCAGCUGGUAUCUUUUUGGUUUGGGUCUGCAAAGAAGAAGGGGCAACCUUCGGCUUGUUUUUCAAAGAGAUUUUCAGUCUCCUCUUUCGAUUUCCUACGGGUCCCUGGUCCUCCAUAGCUGUGCUUAUUGCAGGCAUCAUUCAGUUUACUGGAGCUUUUUACUUGAAAGAUGUCGACCGUCUGCGAAUUCCUUUAAACCUGGAUCCCUUCGUAGGCUAUUCUCAACUCUUCCUGAGUUUUCACUUCAGUUUAAGAGUAGCCCAUGCAGUGUUGUAUAUUUUCAAUGGUCAAGCAAUUAGCAGGCGGUUUGACUCCAAUUGCGUCUUCUAUCGUAUGGCGAUCUGCGUCCCAACGUUUUGUAUUUUAGCUCUUGCUGAUCGAGUGGAGACAAGUCUGGCCAUUUUCCUGGUGUGCGUUGAGGUGGGUUUUGCGGCAUUUAUUCUGGCCUUCCUUUGUUGCGACAAGGAGGAGAGUCACCCAGGCAAAGAACACAAGUCGAAAUGACAAUGUGAUCACUGUAACUAAUAUGACUAGGCUUUUAGAACAUCACAAAGUUUGCUGGCAAAAGAGGACCAGGGGUAAGAGAGCUUGUCCCCAUAUAGACAUUAUUCAUAGAGUAAUCUCUCUCAAGGUAUUUUUUGAUCAUCCCCGGCUUCAGAGACUCUAGGGGUAUUAGAAAUGGCCGAUCCAGUGUGACGCGAAUUUUAGUCACGUUAACAGCCCAAGCAGCUCGGCUACACAACGCCCGUGGUAACAUUGUCCGCGGGAGGUCUGGAUACAGCUUCUGGAAAUCGCUUAGAGGGUAAGGCCCAUAUAUGGGGGAUUAACUUUCUUACCCCCUCAUACUCUCUUGUUCAGUAGCUUAGAAAUGUCGCUCGCUUAACUAAGGGCCCUUUAACAUCAUCAUUUAAGUUUCAUUGACUUUAAUCAAACCGUGUAAUGGUGUAGACUUAAAUUUGAAGGACGCUAACGAGAUUUGCCAAGUCGGUAUAUCAAUUGGUUUUCAGUCUCGUUGACUUGUAACAGUGUCUGCAAAAGAACGUAACCAGUGAUCAUGGAAGUUUUUUCGAAUGCCCGUUUGUCUCCGUUUCAACACGAGUCUUCAAGCGUGCAUAUGAUAAUGAGUUUGAUUCGCAUGAAAAUGAACGUACAGGGGAGAUGCAUUUUCAUAUGAAUGACAUUUAAGACAGACAUUUAAGACAGACAUUUUAAGGAACUUGGAAAUGAACUAUUGGCUCAUUCCAUGAAAGUUGCGACUAAUGUUUUUUUUGUUCUAAAAAGCCUCUUUAACAAAACGCUGCAAUAGAACAUGGAUAUCAAGCAUUAAAUAAAAACUACUUCAUUAA